Messenger RNA from Argiope bruennichi, 3035 nucleotides. RefSeq lists its product as uncharacterized. The record is from RefSeq and is a predicted model, not a curated record. Bases 333 to 1436 code for a protein of 367 amino acids. Gene Ontology annotation, molecular function: growth factor activity. NCBI's taxonomy places the organism in Eukaryota, Metazoa, Arthropoda, Arachnida, Araneae, Araneidae. The transcript has 6 exons. Gene Ontology annotation, cellular component: membrane. Gene Ontology annotation, biological process: hemocyte migration.
CCCUGUCUCUCGUGCCAGCAGCACAUAAAAUUACCCUACCACACAGUUGGCGAAAAGAUAAAAAAAGCAUUGCAGUAACUAAGCCGGUGAACUUUUACGUCAGAUAAACUAUUGCCUUAAAAUUCAACUACUAAUCCCCACACAUUUAUAUCAACAACAUAAAUACAUUUAUUAGAAAAUUAAAAUCGUAAAAUUUAAUUCUUCUGUUAAAAGAACAUUUUAUUUUAUUUUUGUGAAUUUUAAUGUUGUCUGGAUGUUUUCCAAGCCUGGAUCGUGAUUGCCUUUGGAAUAUUAUUUUGGUGUCGUGAUGUGGAUUAUGUGAAUAUAUCGUCAUGUCAGUGCAUUAUGAAGUAUCGUUUUUGUUCAUCAUCUUUUUAGGGGUGCUAACAUGCAAAGGCGUAGAGUGCACCAGUUCACAGAACUUACACAACCUUCUAAGGCAUCCUCACUAUGCGGAAAAACAUCAACACUCGUUACAAUCUCAUUUACAGCACUCCACUUCCUAUCCACCUAUGAAGAGCUACGACGGCAGGCCUUCGUUCUCUCCCAUCUAUUCCGGGGCCCCUACGUCCCCCAGAACCAGCGACUCAUCCUUGGCCCCCUGGAACCGAGUGACCUCUAAGGACUACUACAAGAUGAACGGAUAUUCACUGAAGAGCACUUCAGCCACCAAAAGUGCUCUUGAGCCAUCCGCAAUACCGCAAGAAUUGCAAGAAGUCCGUGAGGCCAACGAACACUUCGUGCGCAUGCGUUCAGGAGCUCGUUGUGGUGUACCUCGCAGCCAGGUAGUGUGUGUAAGAGACCUGUACCCAGACAAAGAGUUCUUGCCUCGUUGUACCCUCCUCCACAGGUGCACGGAGACUUCUGGAUGUUGUGAAGAUGAUACAAUGCAGUGUGCACCCAAAGCUAUGCAAGAGGUGGUUCUGCAUUUCUAUGUUCUAGGCAAUGAUCAUCGUUCGUCGGAUGUGGAGAAAUUGCUAUUUGUUAAUCAUACGGAAUGUGAAUGCCAGCCGAAACGGAGCCUGGAAAUGUCAACAACCACUGCUUCCACGAUAGCCACUGAAGAAACGCCCAAAGAGGUGGUUGACCAAUAUCCACAAGGCGAUCAAAAAUAUGCAAAGUGCAGGUCGUGUCCCUCCCCUUUUUGCAUCCGAGAACUUGAAGAUGGAAGAUGUAGUUGCGAUUGCUUCGACCGUCAUAGGCCCUGCAUUAGGAUAAAGCGAGGAAGAGAUGCCUUGCCAGAUGCCGAAAGAAGAUGCGUUCUCGCAGGCAAAUGCAAUGUACCCGACUGUGACUACGGAAUCUACGACCCUGAAAAUGGACGUUGCCCUCGAAGACCUGAUCAUGAAACAUUUAAAGGCAUGGAACAUGGCCGAAGACCUCUCCCAAACAGCAAAAAUCCCAAUCACAGGUGGUUAUACUUCGAGCGAGAUUAAAAGUCACAACAUCUAUUGUAUAUUGUAUUAGGUACAAAUUAGACUUCUUGGCGUAUUCGAGCCAAUACAGAGAAGAAUGGAACUUUCUCAGAAUUAGAGCUUUUAUAUUUUUGUUUAGAAUGAAAUCUAGGACAGGUCUUCAGUUCCUGUUGCCAUCGAGAAAGAGCUUUUUUUUCGCUAAAACGUGUACAUAUUAUAUUUCUGCGAACCGAUGAAGUCUGCAUUUUUUUUUAUUUGUAUUACUUUACAACUACCAAACGUGCAGUUUUUGAGAAUAUACUUUGAACAGAUUCAAAGAAUUCAAAGAGAUUUGGUGCUAGCUCUAAUAUAUUCUUAUUUAUUUACUAGAGUUUUGUGCCUUUUUCUGUCUUCAAACGAAGAACUGAUUUAAAGAAAAGACAGUUUUAGAUAUAUAAAUCAAGAUAGAAGUUUCUGUACAUUUCUUUUUAGUGUUCAAAUAAGUUUGAUCAUAGACACGUUUUUGUAUUUGUUUAUGCUUAUACGUUUUUGUUUAGCAAAGUAUUCAACGAAAUACUAUGUUAAUAUUUUCUGAUAGAAUAUGUGUUUAUAUAAUCAUAUAUCAUCAUUACGUGAAAUUUUGUUUGAAUGAAAGUCUCAGUUAUUUUCCAUUUAUUUUCCAGUGAAUUUGUUUAUCUUCAGUUGUAUUGUAGAAUUUUGUCUCAAAUUUAUUUCAUUUUCUUAUUUUAGAUAGAAUAUUUACAUUAAUAAAAUGGAUAAUAAAUAAUAGAUCAUAUAGCAUGAAUUUAAGAAUUAUAAAAACAGCAAAUUGUUAAUUAUUAUGAAAGUCAAUUUAUGUAUAAAUGUGUUUAUGCAGUGCUUUAAAAAUGUUAAUUAGGUUGUUCAAUGCUUUUCUAGAAUUAAGAGAUUUUGGAAUGAAAAGAGAAUGAUAGAAUAAUAAUGUAAGUAUUUCUUAAUAAAUAAUCAUGUUAUUUUUUUCCUAAGCUUAUCUGUAAAAUAUUUGUGUUAUAAAAGAAUGUAUAAUGAAUGAUAUUAUCUUGAUGUUUUCAUCAAUUAUAUUUUUUUUAAUUUAUUUUCACCAAAUAAAUUUAAUAAAUGAUUUAUAAUUCAGAUCUUAAGUUAAAGACUUCUGAAAAUUCUUUAAAAAAUUUUCAUGAAAACUACUGAAUUUUUUUAAGAAUUUUUGCAUCAAAAUUAUUCUAAUUUUUCAUGUUUUUACAAAUUGGAUAUGAGGCAUAUUAGAAGAAUUAACACAAAAAGAAAUGUUUUAAUGCCUCAUUCUUUUUCUUUGAAAAAAACUUUAUUUUAUGUUGUGGCUUGUAAGUAAAAUUCAGUUUAUAUCAUUGCUGGAUAUGAAGCUAUAUAUGUUCUGCAUUGUUAUAUUUUUGUCGACGAUAGAGCUGUCAUCUCUAGAUAUGUGUUGCUAGAACUUUUCUACAUCUACAUUCUACGGUCAUUCGCCGCCUCACUGCCAGAUCUCAGGAGAGAACAAUUCUGAAGAAACUUUUUUUUCCAAGCGACUGCCAUGACUAAAAAGUAGCUUUUCUGUCUGUAAUGUGAAUACUCAUGUAAUUAAUAAUAUCUUUUUUGUUUUAAAAUAAAAUAGAAAUUGCUUUUUAA